AUGAUACCCAGCGGUAACUCAAGCGUUGCUGCUGAAGAUCAACUGAAGAUGAGCAUCAAGUCAUCGUCAACAACAUCAUCAUCAUCUUUUGAUUCCACACCGCUACAGAGUUUAGGUCCAAAUAGUGCAAGCCAUAUAUCUGACCCUCAUGGUGGCUCGUCAAUAGAAAAACAUCCAAAAUAUGAUCUGGCAAACUUAGGUUUAAACAUUGUUGGGAUGGAUAAAGAAGGAACACCAAGAUGUUAUAAGGAUACCCAGCUCUUCAACUGAUUCAGCAUAUAGUUUUAUCUCAUCUCCUUCAAUAGACUAUGAGUUCCUGAAUUUUGAUAUAAAUGAGCCUCCAUCAUCAGAAAUCGUUGAAUCUAUAUUUGAAGAAUUUUUGCAUAAAAGAUCAUUCACAAAGGAAGCUAAAUUGAAUUUGAAAUCAAUGUCAAUACAGAGGAAAUGGAGAUUGAUAUGUCAGGAACAUAAUUUGAUCCACAGAGAUAACGCAAACAAUUCCAAC
This is a messenger RNA of Hansenula anomala, 505 nucleotides long. RefSeq lists its product as uncharacterized. The record is from RefSeq and is a predicted model, not a curated record. Lineage: Eukaryota; Fungi; Ascomycota; Saccharomycetes; Phaffomycetales; Wickerhamomycetaceae. The transcript has 2 exons. The coding region runs from base 1 to 270 and encodes 89 amino acids.